UGUAACCGAGGCAAUGCAUGCACUUCAAUAUUAUUUUUGGUACAUAAGACCUUAUCAGGCCUAAAUUUGCUGGCGAUGGGUUGUAGGUGAAAAUAGACUUGGAGACUAUGGAUGACGAUGCAGCUGUCAUCUAUGGACUCGAAUUCCAGGCAAGAUCACUUUGUCCACAGUAUGGUGAAAAUGACUCAAUCCGGUUUCUGGUUGGCACACAGUCCCUGAGGUCAGAUAAUCAGGUACAUCUGAUUGAUUUUGAUGAUGAGAGCAACCUUGUAAACAAACACAUUUUUAUGCACAGUGCUGGUGAGAUUUGGCAUAUCAAUUCAAGUCCAUCUGACAAAAGUGUAUUGUCAACAUGCUACAGCCAAAUUAAAGAAAAUAAAAGCGAAUUGAUAGCCUCGCUUUGGAGAAUUCCGCCUCUCGAUGACACGGAACCGCCAGGCAGUCCAAAUGAACUUGGAAGUCCUAUCUCUACUGGCCAUCAGAACAUCUCCCUAAGAAAGCUGUGUGACUUCAAAGGGGAUCAUAAGAACAUCAAAAACGUGCUUUGGAAUCCAAGCGGCGAUUCAAAUGCUGUAUUGACUGUAACUGAUCAGUUUAUUGACGUUUGGGCAGUGGAUGAAGGCUCGGCACAGCUCAUUGACACGAUGGGACUUGACGGUAAAAGUCAACCGAAGUUUCUCAAUGCCAGAUUUAACCCACAUCAUGCUGGCAAGCAAGUAGCUGCUGCGGUGGAGAACACAAUAAGAGGCUGGGAUCUUAGGUCAUCCAGACAAGCCUAUGUUAUUGAAAAUGCUCACAGCCAAACCGUACGAGACAUUGAUUUCAAUCCAAACAAACAAUAUUGUUUGGUUAGCUGUUCUGAUGACUGCAAAACCAAGUUUUGGGACGUCCGAAAUAUUGAGGCACCACUUAUGGUUCGAAAUGAUCAUUCUCAUUGGGUAUGGAGUGUUCGUUAUAACCAUUUUCACGAUGAGCUCCUUCUAAGCUCGAGUAGUGACAGCCGCGUGGUUCUUCUUAGCAUUCCUUCAUUAUCUUCUGAACCUUAUGGUCAUCUUGACGAAGAAGAUGAAAACGAAGAAAGGUCACGUGUACCGGAAUCUGAUCGGAUUAUUGCGACAUUUGAGGAGCACGAAGACAGUGUUUAUAUUGUGGAAUGGUCUACGGCUGAUCCAUGGAUAUUUGCCUCGCUUUCCUAUGACGGACGUAUUGUUAUUAACAGGGUACCUCGCUCUGAAAAGUACAAGAUUCUCCUUUAAUAGAUCGAUGUUGCAGGGGAUGUUGAUUCGGAGAAUACGUAGUCACUUUUUCACUACGUUUAUAGCCAAUUUUCCCCUUGGAGGCAAUUAUGUCUUGGCAAAUGCUGAAAUUUUUGCUCAGAAUUUGAGCCGUGAACGCUGUUGGGGCUCGGAGCCUAUUAGGGACCCAGACUUGAAUUAAUUUUUGAAAACCAUUUGCUAAUGGUGGGCUUUGAGCGGAUUUCAAGAGGAAUUUCAAUUCUUUUCUUUCAAUCAGACUUCGUUGUUGAGGAAAAAAAUUGUUACUAGUGGUUUGCUGAGCCCACUAGUUUUGUGUCAAUAUGUGAUUGGUUCAUAGUUGCUAUUGUGUUUGUCAGGCAUGUAAUUACCACAUUCGAACCUACAGCAGUCUACAAAGCUUAGAAUUCCAAGUUUAAUAAAUAAAGGGGAAAGAAAAUAUGAUCCGAUAAUCUGCAAAUCACAUAAUUCUAAAGCUUUUUUGAGGCUUCUAAUUAAUGCGCUAAAUUUUUACUUGGACGCAUUACCCCCCUUUUGAUGAAACCAUGGUAUAUUGCACAGUCCAUAAAUUUGGCAACAUUUGUGGACUGGGGCACAGGCUAUGGUAUACUUGUGGAGCAAUUAAAGCACGAUACAUGUUUUUCAAGAUAUAUAAAGGAACAAAACGUCUCAUUUUUGCCAAGAUGCAAAUUCCGUUCCAUAGUUUCACAUUAACUUGCUUAUUGGCUCCCAUUUACCCUGUUAUUAAUUGAUAUACCAAUAUAUUAUAUUUCAUCUUUUUUUCUAUUAGAGGAGUGUUGUCUAUUUUUAUCUUACCUUUAGAAUGUAAUUCUUUUAUUUUCGUUACAAUAAUUAUCUUCAGAAAAAUGAUAGAAUUUAAGAAUAUAUAAUAAUAAAGUAAUAUCAUUGUUAUAGAAUAUGUAUAAUAUAGUAAUAUCAUUGUUAUAGAUAAGGAAAGUAAUGGCCCAAGAACCCUCCCUUGAGGAACACCUUAUGUUGUAAUAAGGGAACCUGUGCUCAUGUCUCGCAUUCUAAAAACUUUCUGUUCGGUUUUCCUUCCAAAAGAAAAUGUUUGUUGGGCUCAUCCAUUGUCACCAUCGUCAAAGGUUUGGAUCCGGGGGACUUUAGUGAACUCGCAAAACUCGCAAAACAAACAAACUCGCAAACAAAUAGCAGAGAACACCUUUUGUUUUCAACUUACGCAGUAAUUCUUCAGCCCUAUUGUUUUCAUCUAACUCUUUUCUUUUCCUUUUGUAUUAAAUUAAAUAACUCUCUAUUAUCAACUUUUGAGUUUGUACAAAGCUAUUUUUUUUAAGUAAGUUGGUUACAAAGUUUCAGAGAGACACAGGUGGGAGUUUCUCUUUGGUUUUUCACUUUACCUUAGAGAAACAAGUCAGCUUAGCUUAUUAAGAUUCAUUUAAAUUAGUAAAUACAACCAAGCAACAACAUUUACUAAAGGACCUUCAAUUUUGAGCAUCAUUGUUCUCAUUUACUUGAUUGAGUUGUUGGGUUUUUGCAAAUAUGAAUUAAAUUUAAGGUUAAUGCAUUUCAUAUUGCAUCUAAAUUUUAGGAUAGGGGUUUUGGAUUAUUAUAAAUGUUAGUGUAUGUUUUCUUAUUUCAAAUUACCUCCUGCCUUGCUGCUUCCACUACGUGUUUUUAACGUGUCCCAUGUCAAUGUGAUUCCACCACAAGAAGAAAGACACUAAGGUGAAGCUUUGAAACCGAGCCCGGUUCCACUUUGAUUGUAGUUCGGCUUUUGUAAUGGAGAUCAACAUCUGUAUCUGUUUGCCUUUGUUUGACUCAAAAGUCAUAUGAUACACGUGUUAUAGUAUGACUGAAUACUGAAAUGUUAUUCAAUUAUUCAUUCUUUUUGUGGCUCUACUGUUUAGUAGUGUCGUUUGUUAAAAGUAUUUGCUUUAUGAAAAAAAGGCCCUGCUAAUUGUGCCCAGUCUU
Messenger RNA from Rhopilema esculentum, 3206 nucleotides. RefSeq names its product EARP and GARP complex-interacting protein 1. Gene Ontology annotation, molecular function: protein binding. The record is from RefSeq and is a predicted model, not a curated record. Gene Ontology annotation, biological process: protein ubiquitination. Lineage: Eukaryota; Metazoa; Cnidaria; Scyphozoa; Rhizostomeae; Rhizostomatidae.